Messenger RNA from Helianthus annuus (common sunflower), 506 nucleotides. RefSeq names its product ATP synthase subunit alpha, mitochondrial-like. Bases 16 to 465 code for a protein of 149 amino acids. Lineage: Eukaryota; Viridiplantae; Streptophyta; Magnoliopsida; Asterales; Asteraceae. The transcript has a single exon. The record is from RefSeq and is a predicted model, not a curated record. Gene Ontology annotation, biological process: proton motive force-driven ATP synthesis. Gene Ontology annotation, molecular function: ADP binding; proton-transporting ATP synthase activity, rotational mechanism; ATP binding.
GAACUACGUGGGAAAAUGGACCUUCUUUCUUUUCAGAAAGCAUUUUUAAAAGUCAGUCGUGUUGGGUCUGCCGCUCAGUUGAAAACUAUGAAACAAGUCUGCGGUAGUUCAAAACUGGAAUUGGCACAAUAUCGCGAAGUGGCCGCCCUUGCUCAAUUUGGGUCAGACCUGGAUGCUGCGACUCAGGCAUUACUCAAUAGAGGUGCAAGGCUUACAGAAGUACCGAAACAACCACAAUAUGCACCACUUCCAAUUGAAAAACAAAUUUUAGUCAUUUAUGCAGCUGUCAAUGGAUUCUGUGAUCGAAUGCCACUAGACAGAAUUUCUCAAUAUGAGAGAGCCAUUUUAAAGAGUAUAAAAACAGAAUUACUACAAUCCCUUUUAGAAAAAGGUGGCUUAACUAACGAAAGAAAAAUGGAACCAGAUACAUUCUUAAAGGAAUGCGCUUUGCCUUACACAAUAUAAAAAAGAAAAAGAGAAUAAAAAUAGAAAGAUGAAGGAACAAA